Messenger RNA from Stylonychia lemnae, 606 nucleotides. The record is from the annotation of a GenBank genome assembly. NCBI's taxonomy places the organism in Eukaryota, Ciliophora, Spirotrichea, Sporadotrichida, Oxytrichidae.
AUGUAGACAGCUGAUAAAGAGAUAGUGAUAAUUGAGAGCAAAUACAAAAUCCUACUGAAUAAGAUUAAAGUUUUAAAUGAUAGAAUAUCAGAGUUUUAGGAGAUGACUUUGAAUCAGAAAAUUUCGAGAAUCUAGAGCACUUAAGGGAAACUAAACUUAGAUUAGAAAAAGCAAUUAGAUCUAAUGGAAGAAGUCAGUGCAAAAAAUAUCAAAUUGAUUGAUUAGAGUUUAAAUUUAUCCAACGAAUAAACCUUAUUUUAAUUAAAACUAGAAGAAUUUUGUGAUAACUAUUCAAGAAAUGAAAUUUAAAAAGAGAAGAAACUGAAUGAAUUGAAAUCAUUAAUAGAAAAAAUCAAGAACGAAUUUAAUGAAAUAGAUACUAGUUUCAAGUAGCUGUUUGUAUAAUAUAUAGCCUUUACAGAUUAUGAAGAAAAUUUGAAAUAAUAUAAGUAAAAGUUAAUUGAUUUAAGCAAGUUAAAAGAAAAUUUAGAAAUGGAGUAUACAUUUAAGGAAGACUUUAUUCGAGAUUUUAGCCAAGUAUAAUUUCCAAAUGGAUAGCCAUACUAAGAAAGUGGAAAUGCUGAAAUCUCAAAUUUAGUAGCUUGA